Molecule: messenger RNA, 1476 nt
Organism: Cantharellus anzutake
Lineage: Eukaryota; Fungi; Basidiomycota; Agaricomycetes; Cantharellales; Hydnaceae
Product: Alpha/Beta hydrolase protein
Exons: 6
Coding region: 1-1173 (390 amino acids)
Molecular function (GO): carboxylic ester hydrolase activity
Source: RefSeq, a predicted model, not a curated record
AUGAAGCGGCGACCAUCCGGAAUCACGAGGUUGGGGUGGAAGGAUAUCGCUUACAUAUUGGUGAUUAGUCCGAUGACGAUCAAAUGCAAAGAACUUCGUGGCAUGGCAAUGGUAUUGGAGGCAUUGCAUGGGAAAAUCAAAUCUAUUUGUUACAACGUGGAGUGUCGACGGGUUGGGAAUCCCACUGUAUCCGAUCUCGUACCCUGGACAAAUAUCUUCACUACUGCAGCAGGCUGUCUUCCUUCCGAUCCCUCCAUCAUAUCAUGCCUUCGUUCGAAACCGUCCGAGGUGCUUUACCAAGCUUCGCUCGUAACGUUAAACGCGACGACGGGCCUCGCACUCGUUUACAAUCGAGUUGUGGACGGAUUCUUUUUCCAGGAAGGGAAACGUGCGGCGGAAGAGGUAAGAAAGGGGAAUGUAGCGGAUGUGCCUAUCAUCACGGGGUGCAAUCUUGACGAAGGGACGUUAUUCGUACCUCACACGUUCAACACUGCGGACGAAAUAGUGAAUUUUUUCAGAGUCUGCAUAUGGCUUACUUACACAUUCAUUUCCGGCUUUUUGGUUCUGUGCUUGUUCCGUUGCGGGCCACCUGCAGUAGGAUUGUUAUACGUUGGAAACCUUAGCGUAGCGACGCCAGAACAAACGAAGCUCUUCAAAGGCCUUCUGGAGUUGUACCCCGAUAUUCCUCCCUACGAGCCUGUCAAAGAUGAUCGGUUCUUUGGGUCGAAUAAUCAGUAUAAGAGAGCUGCGAGUUUGCUUGGGGAUAUUGUCUUUCACAGUGGUCGACGCGCAUUGUUGGAUGCGUAUAUUAAACACUUUGGUUUCUACCCGGCGUGGACAUACCUUUAUACCCAAGUGACUCCAGAUACACCAGCGUACCAAGGUGUCUAUCACGGAAGUGAGCUUCCGGCUGUAUUUGGACUGUAUGCUAGACAGAAUACAACCUCGGAUCUGGGCAAAACCUCGUUAGUUAUGAUCAGCGCCUGGGUCACCUUUGGGAAUUCUCUCGAUCCUAACCGCCCAUUCUUGCUGCCAUUUUGGCCUAGGUAUGGAUGGGAACGUAACAUGUUACGAAUUGGGAAUGGGCAUUUCGAUCUCAUUAGGGAUGAUUUUCGAAAGGAGGGGAUAGAGUUCUUGCAGAGGAAAGAGUUCACGGAUGUGUUUAACUUUUGAGGCGCAGGUUGUUACAACUGGGCUCCUGGCUGAUGGGUUUUGAGGAGACUAAGACCUGGUUGUGUGGGGGGUGGCCUAAUCUGGAUUUGGACUCAGGCACUCCCCUUUUCUUGGGCAAGGCUGCGUGAAUGCGCUGCGCUUAGUUUAUAACCGAUGGAUAGUUUUUUUCAUUGGUUUUUUUUUUUAGUUCCACAUUGCUGGAAGUAUAUUCUUGCCGUUGACAUCGUAUCUAGCGCCUGAUACGCUAGGUAGUCACAUUUAGAUAUUAUUAUUGGGACUGAACGUCUAUAUUCCAAACAAUGU